Messenger RNA from Colletotrichum truncatum, 1644 nucleotides. RefSeq names its product carboxypeptidase 2. Gene Ontology annotation, biological process: proteolysis. NCBI's taxonomy places the organism in Eukaryota, Fungi, Ascomycota, Sordariomycetes, Glomerellales, Glomerellaceae. Gene Ontology annotation, molecular function: zinc ion binding; metallocarboxypeptidase activity. The record is from RefSeq and is a predicted model, not a curated record.
AUGCGCGUCCUCGAAAGUCUGGCGCUGAGCCUGCUACAGGCAGGCUUGGUCUCGGCGCAGACCAAGUACGCCGACAACCAAGUCACCGUCCGUCAAGACGGCGAGCGUGUAAUCCCCUUGUUCCCCGAUGUGGACAUUGAGCUGCUCUCGCCCGCAUUCACGAACCCGGAGACCGUCCCCGCGGGGUGGAACAAUGGCACUUCGGGACCUACGAAUCAAGACACCCUAGGUAAGGACUCCAGACAAACGUCAGGGAAAUUAAAAGUACUCUUUCAUAGCCUGGCGGAUAAACACGGCUGGGCAUCAUACCACGUCCCCUCCUUCACCUCGGAAGACGGCCGCUCGGUCCCCUACGUCAACCUCUCCCUGUCAUCCACCUCGGAGCGCAACAACGGAAAACUGCGCAUCUGGCUCCAGGGAGGCGUCCACGGUAACGAGCCGGCAGGCGACCAGGCCAUCCUCGCGUUCCUGGGGAAAAUCAGCUCCAACGAGACGUGGGCCUCGUCCGUCCUGUCCAAGGCAGACAUCCUGGUGCUGCCGAGAUACAACCCGGACGGCGUGGCGUACUUCCAGCGGGAGCUGGCGUCGAAUUACGACCCGAACCGCGACCACGUCGCGCUGCAGCGCAAACAGACGCGCGACAUCAAGAAGCUGCUGGCGGCGUUCGACCCGCACAUCUUCCUCGACGCGCACGAGUUCACGGCGAACCAGAGGAUCGGCGCGCAGGGCCAAUGGGUCAAGAGCGAGGACGUGCAGGUCUCGCACGUAAAGAACCCCAACAUCCACCCUGCCAUCCGCGCCCUCGGUGAGGGUCUCUUCCUCAACUCCAUCCAGGACCGCGUGCGAAUCCACGGCCUCCGCACCAGCGCGUACUACACCUCCUCCAGCGGCACUGACCUGCCCGUCCUCACGGAGCCCAGCUCCAUCUCCCGCGCCGGACACAACUCGGCCGGGUUGCUGCAGGCGGUUUCGUUCCUCACGGAGACGAGGGGCAUCGCGCUCGCGGACCAGCACUUCCAGCGCCGCGUCGCAGCAGGGUUCAUCGCCGUCGAGACGCUCGUCCAGACUGCCGUUGACAAUGCUAAGGAGGUGUACGACACCAUCGAGGCCGCGCGGGAGGAAUUCGUCGCGGGGACGGAGGACGUGAUUGUCGUGGACCACGCGCGGGUGACGGAAGUGACAUGGAACUUUAUCGACACGCGCAACGGCAGCAUCAUCCGCGCUCCGGCGCAGUUCCGCAACAGCACGCCGACGCAAGUGGAUCUCGCGCGGGCGCGGCCCGAGGCGUACGUGUUCCCGCGAGCGUGGGCCGACGUCGCGGAGCGUCUGGAGGUCCUCGGCGUCGAGGUCGAGACGCUCUCGGAAGAUUUCGUCGGCGAGGUCGAGGUCCUCACCGCCGACAAGGUGCAGCUGAAGGAUUACAAGUACGAAGGUAUCGUCGAGGCGACGAUUUCCACGACGAGCAGCCGCCGGACGGUCCGGGUGCCGAGGGGCGGGUUCAGGGUGAGCACGAGGCAGAAGAAUGCCGCGUACGCUUUUGUGACGCUUGAGCCGGAGAAUAAUGCUAGUUUUGCGACGUAUAAUAUCAUCGAUAUCGAUGAGGGCGAUGAGUAUCCCGUCUUUAGGGUGCUUCAGGGACAAUAG